UGAUAUUUUUUCUAUUUCAGACAAGCUAAAGUUAGAGAGAGGAACAGGGAGGGAAGGAGAUGAGAGCAGUGGUCUUGGUGUUCUUGGUGCUGUUCGGUUUGAGCUGCUUAGGGGAGGAGAGAGGAUGUGAGGCGCAGAAGCUGGUGCAAGAUGAAGUUACUGCUCUCCAAAAAAUCGCACUGAAGUUGCAGAAGGAAUGGAACUUCUCCGUAGAUCCUUGCAGUGGAAGUGAGGGAUGGAAAGAUCCUUGGGUCAGUAACUACAUUGCCAACAAUGUCAACUGCAGUUGCAAUGCUACCCUCUGUCAUGUAACUAGCAUAGAGCUCAAGAGUCAGAAUCUUUCAGGUGAACUGCCAUCUGAGCUCGCUAAUCUUACCCAUCUAAAUUUUUUAGAUCUCUCUAGGAACUACCUCAAUGGAUCAAUUCCUGCAUCCUGGGCUUCUCUUCCUCUAACUAACCUGACUCUUCUUGGAAACCGCAUCUCCGGAAGAAUCCCAGAGGAGCUGGGAAGCAUGUCUACUUUACUGUCAUUUGUGUUGGAGGAUAACCAGAUGGAAGGCCCGAUUCCAGCAACACUAAGUAAACUUACUAUGUUAAAUCGGCUGUUUCUAACAGGUAAUAAUUUCUCUGGACAGUUGCCAGAGUCCCUUGGCAAUCUUAAGAACAUGAAAGACAUGAGAAUAGAUGGGAAUCCAAUUUCAGGGAAAAUCCCCGACUUCAUUGGCAACUGGAGUCAACUCCAAAGAUUAGACAUGCAAGGAACUUCUUUAGAAGGACCCUUUCCUCCCAGCUUUGCCAAAUUGAGCUCCAUAACCGAGCUGAGGGUUAGUGACUUGAAAGGGGGAGAUGGUAAAUUUCCUCCACUACAUAAUAUGAACGGCAUGAAAGAACUGGUCUUGAGGAACUUAUCAAUAUCUGGUCAAAUUCCCUAUUACAUUGGAGAUAUGCCCCUCAAAUUAUUAGAUUUAAGCUUCAACAAGCUGAGCGGCACUAUUCCUAGUAAUUUCGUUAAGCUGCAAAAUUAUAUUACUAAUAUGUACAUUACUAAUAACAUGCUACAAGGAUCGAUACCCAAUUGGAUCUUCACCAGCAAAGAAUACUUGGAUUUAUCUUAUAACAAUUUCACAGGAUCCCCAGCACCAACAACUUGCCAACAAGGAAAUGUUAAUUUUCUUUCGAGCUAUUCAUCCACAAAUAGCAACAAGAUACUAAGAUGCUUACAGAGAAAUAUUCCUUGCUCAGAAAAUCCAAAUUUCAACUUGUUCAUAAAUUGUGGGGGUGGCAAAGUUACUAUUGGAGAUGAUGAAUACGAAGAUGAUGAUACAUCACCACUUGGAGCAGCAAUCUAUUCUCAAAGUGAGAGUGGAAAAUGGGCUUAUAGUAGCACAGGAUCUUUUGUGGGCAAGGAUAAAGCCCAAUAUAUUGCAAUCAAUACAUCAACGUUGAAUACCUCCAACCCUGAGUUGUAUAUUAGAGCUCGGCUCAGUCCCCUAUCUCUUAAGUAUUAUGGGCUUUGCUUACAGAACGGAAGCUAUAAUGUGAGUCUACAUUUUGCUGAGAUAAUAUUCACGGAUGAUCAAACCUUUUAUAGUGUUGGAAGACGAGUAUUUGAUGUAUCAAUCCAGGGAGAAAAAGUUUUGGAGGACUUUGAUAUUGCAAAAGAAGCUGACGGGACGGGAAAGACAAUCAUUAAGAACUUCACUGCGAAUGUUAAUGGCACUUUGGAGAUUCACUUCUACUGGGCUGGGAAAGGAACUCGCUCUGUUCCGCAUAAAGGUGUAUAUGGACCUCUUAUAUCAGCUAUUUCAGUCACACCAAACUUUGUGCCCAAGCUGCCUGACACCGGGAAGCACAAACUGUCAGUGGGGAAAAUCUUGAGUAUUGCUGCUUCGGCUUGUGCAGCGAUAUUUCUGUCAGUCGUUCUGCUUUGGCUUUGCUGGAGAAGGAAGAAUGUCGAAGAUAAUGAACUCAAAGGACUUGAGUUACAGACUAGUAUCUUCAGCUUGAAACAGAUUAAAGCUGCAACCAAUAACUUUGAUCCUUUGAAUAAGAUAGGUGAAGGGGGGUUUGGCCCAGUUUACAAGGGAGUGCUGCCCAAUUGUUUGCUUAUUGCUGUGAAACAACUAUCUUCCAAGUCUAGACAAGGAAACCGUGAAUUUAUAAAUGAAAUUGGUAUGAUAUCUGCAAUACAACACCCCAAUUUAGUGAAGCUCUAUGGAUGUUGUACUGAAGGAAACCAAUUACUCCUCAUAUACGAAUAUAUGGAAAAUAAUAGCCUUGCCCGGGCUUUAUUUGGUCCUGAAAGAUGUCGCUUGGAACUUGAUUGGCCAGCGAGGUGUAAAAUUUGCCUAGGAAUAGCAAGGGGUUUGGCAUAUCUACACGAAGAGUCAAGGAUAAAGAUUGUUCAUAGAGACAUUAAGGCAACCAAUAUUCUUCUUGAUGAAGAUCUAAAUGCAAAGAUAUCGGAUUUCGGUUUAGCCAAACUUGAUGAACAAGAAAAUACCCAUAUCAGCACCAGGAUAGCAGGCACUAUAGGAUAUAUGGCUCCGGAAUAUGCAAUGCGGGGAUACUUGACGGACAAAGCAGAUGUUUACAGCUUCGGAGUUGUAAUGCUGGAAAUUGUUAGUGGAGUGAGCAACACAAACUACAGGCCUCAAGAGGACUUUACUUAUCUUCUUGAUUGGGCGUAUGUUCUAGAAGAGGAAGGAAGACUACUAGAACUUGUCGACCAAAACCUCGGUUUAAACUACUCAAAGGAAGAGGCAUUACGAAUGUUGAACUUGUCUCUCAUAUGCACCAACCAAUCUCUAACUCUUAGGCCUCCGAUGUCCAUGGUAGUUAGCAUGCUUGAUGGCGAAAUUCCGGUGCAAGCUCCAUCAAAGAUUCCUUCUAAUCAAAAGAAUGAGGGCUUUAAGUUCAGGUCCUUUGAAAAUAUAUCCCACUAUAGCCAAUCUCAGACCGUAUCGAAAGAUGUGCCAUACAGUGAGUUGUCAAUAUCCGUUAACAGUAGGGAAGAUGGAGUUUCUUGUUCCUCGUCAAGUAAGCUUCUCUCUGAGAGUUAGGGGCUGUUUGGUUGUUGUCGGUAAAGUUGUGUAUUUAUGACACAACUUGGAAAGUUGUUAUUCAAAUCAUCAAUUUUA
Asparagus officinalis (garden asparagus) is the source of this 3140-nucleotide messenger RNA. Its product is annotated as probable LRR receptor-like serine/threonine-protein kinase At1g53430. The record is from RefSeq and is a predicted model, not a curated record. Gene Ontology annotation, biological process: protein phosphorylation. Lineage: Eukaryota; Viridiplantae; Streptophyta; Magnoliopsida; Asparagales; Asparagaceae. Gene Ontology annotation, molecular function: ATP binding; protein kinase activity; protein binding. The transcript has 24 exons. Bases 60 to 3062 code for a protein of 1000 amino acids.